CUCUUAGGGGCGCCCAGGCUCCCGCACCCGCGUGGGGCGUCGGGCGAGAUGGCGGCGCGCAGCUUGGGCAGCGGUGUGGGGCGACUGCUGCGUGGCCUGCACGGGCGCUCCGGACAAUCGGGGUGGUUGCUGAACUUGUCCCGAUCGACCGCCACUCGGCUCCUAGGCAGCGUUACCCCGGCAGCGCAGCCAGGCUCGUACCCUGCAUUGAGCGCUCAGGCGGCCCAGGAGCCAGCCGCUUUCUGGGGGCCUCUGGCCCGUGACACACUAGUUUGGGACACCCCCUACCACACUGUCUGGGACUGCGACUUUAGGACGGGCAAGAUCGGCUGGUUCCUGGGAGGCCAGUUGAAUGUAUCUGUCAACUGCCUGGAUCAGCACGUGCGGAAGUCCCCUGAGAACGUCGCUUUGAUUUGGGAGAGAGAUGAGCCUGGGACUGAAGUGAGGAUCACUUACAGGGAGCUUCUGGAGACCACAUGCCGCCUGGCCAACACGCUGAAGAGGCAUGGAGUGCACCGAGGGGACCGUGUGGCCAUAUACAUGCCUGUGUCCCCACUGGCCGUGGCAGCAAUGCUGGCCUGUGCCAGGAUUGGGGCUGUCCACACAGUGGUAUUUGCUGGCUUUAGUGCAGACUCCUUGGCUGGGAGGAUCAAUGAUGCCAAGUGCAAGGUCGUUAUCACCUUCAACCAAGGACUCCGGGGAGGGCGUGUGGUGGAGCUGAAGAAAAUAGUGGACGAAGCUGUGAAGAACUGCCCGACGGUCCAGCACGUCCUGGUGGCUCACCGGACAGAUGCCAAGGUUCACAUGGGAAAGCUGGACAUCCCUCUUGAGCAGGAGAUGGCCAGUGAGGCCCCUGUGUGCGCCCCUGAAAGCAUGAGCAGCGAAGACAUGCUGUUCAUGCUCUACACCUCUGGGAGCACCGGGUCACCCAAGGGACUCGUUCAUACGCAGGCGGGCUACCUCCUGUACGCUGCCACGACGCACAAGCUCGUGUUUGACUACCAGCCAGGUGAUGUCUUUGGCUGUGUGGCUGACAUCGGUUGGAUCACAGGACACAGCUAUGUGGUAUAUGGACCCCUCUGCAACGGAGCUACCACGGUGCUUUUUGAGAGCACCCCAGUUUACCCUGAUGCUGGUCGCUACUGGGAGACAGUGCAGAGGCUAAAGAUCAACCAGUUCUAUGGUGCCCCAACAGCUGUCCGGCUGCUACUGAAGUAUGGGGAUGCCUGGGUAAAAAAGUAUGACCGCUCUUCCCUGCGCACACUGGGGUCAGUGGGAGAGCCAAUCAACCAUGAGGCCUGGGAGUGGCUCCACAAGGUGGUGGGUGAUGGCAGGUGUACGCUGGUGGACACUUGGUGGCAGACUGAAACCGGCGGCAUCUGCAUUGCACCACGGCCCUCGGAAGAUGGGGCGGAGAUCCUCCCGGGUAUGGCCAUGAGGCCCUUUUACGGCAUCGUCCCAGCACUCAUGGAUGAGAAGGGCAAUGUUGUGGAGGGUGGUGAUGUCUCCGGGGCCCUGUGCAUUUCUCAAGCUUGGCCAGGCAUGGCAAGGACCAUCUAUGGUGACCACCAGAGAUUCAUAGAUGCCUACUUCAGAGCAUAUCCAGGCUAUUACUUCACUGGAGAUGGAGCUCACCGGACUGAGGGUGGAUAUUACCAGAUCACAGGGCGCAUGGAUGAUGUCAUCAACAUCAGUGGUCACCGCCUGGGGACUGCCGAGAUUGAGGAUGCAAUGGCUGACCACCCUGCUGUUCCAGAAACGGCUGUCAUUGGGUACCCACAUGACAUCAAGGGAGAAGCUGCGUUUGCCUUCAUUGUGCUGAAAGACGACACCAGUGACACAAACGUGGUAGUAAACGAACUCAAGUUGGCCGUGGCCACCAAGAUCGCCAAGUAUGCUGUGCCUGACCAGAUCCUGGUGGUGAAGCGUCUCCCCAAAACCAGAUCUGGGAAGGUGAUGAGGAGGCUGCUAAGGAAGAUCAUCACCAGCAAGGGGCAGGAUCUAGGGGACACCACCACCCUGGAGGACCCCAGUGUCAUCUCAGAAAUCCUGAGUGCCUUCCAGAAGUAUGAAGACAAGCGGGCUGCCACCAAGUGAGGUGUGCCUGUGUCUCUGCUCAGACAAGGCUGCACCGGACCCCUGGCAGUCCUCAGGGAAAGGACCUGUGAAGGUGUCUUGUUCCAUCUGAGCACACGACCUCUCUAUGAUCCCUCUGCUGUCCCUAUGUGGGGCCAAAGCCCCUGUUUUCCUUUUGCAGCCCAGAGGGCUGCUUCUGUAGGGGAGGCCUUUGUUCUACAUCUGGUUUCCAGAGUGAAGUCACAACGGGCAGUGAGCCAGCACAGGGCCGCCAGAGGACUAUUCACCGCUUAGCUCCAAAGCUCUUAUGCCUUCUCCAGAUGUGUCGAGAUAUAAAAUGCAGAUGUUUUAUUUUUUUGUACUUUUCUAUUUGGGGAGAAUAAGAGAACACUCGAGUGUAAUGUGAACAUUAACAUUUAAUUAACAUUUGGUCUCUGUCUCUCUCUCUCUGUCUCUCUGUCUCUCUCUCUCUCUCUCUCUCUCUCUCUCUCUCUCUCUCUCUCUCUCUCUCUCAUACACACACAGAGGAAUUGGGAAAAUUCUCCCUUCUUGUCUCCCCAGGGAAACAUGAAGAUAACAGAGUGUACUUUUUAUUAGAAUUUGGUGUGCUUGAAGUCCAAAUCGGGGAUGUUUGUGCCUCUGUCUUACACACAAUUGCUAGUCCUAGUUGCCACGUUCACUUCUGAUGUCUUUUUCAUAUUCGGUUCAUUUGGUUUAUGCCAUAGGACAGACUCGACAAUUCUUCUGUUUCGCAUGUUAGGGUUUGCACUCAGGGCCUUCUGCACACUAGGCAAGCACUCUACCUCUGAGCUACACACCAGCUCCUCUCACUCCCAAACGACAGGGCGAAUGUCCUUCCUUUCACUUGUGAAUUCAUUUGGGUUUGUUUCUCUAAGCUGUGAUCUGGAAGGAGCUUCUUUCCCCAAGGUGCCUCUUAGUAGGAAAUUGCCUUUGCUUCAACUAUGUGAGGUUGUUCAUGGGAGUCAGCUAAAACUCAGGUGUCUUACUAAGGUUCUGGGCUCCUGAAGACACUGCCUGUCCUAUCUUUUAUGGUUGGGGCAGCAAGAACCACUGUGGUCCAAUGACGACACUUGACCCUCCCUAGCAAGUCCUCUCUCGAUGUGCCUUACGUCCCCUGGACGUUGGUGGGUGAUCCAGAUUGUGAAGUCAUGGAAAGCUUAUUCCGUAUUUAGGUGUGGCUAAGCGUGGGAGGCCUGAGCGUGUGACAGCUCUGUGAGCAGGGCCCCCGGGGGCGGAGGAAGACUAUUCUAUCUGUCCAUAGCACUUAGCUCUGUGGGUAUUUCAGGGGUAUUUUAGUUCCUGCACACCUACUGUGAGUUUAACCUGUGUUGACUUGGGUAACGGGGUAAAUACGCUGACACUUCUGGGAGGUGGAGCGGUUGUAGUAUGUAUAAAUAUUGAAUAAAUAGACCUCUGUUACAAUCAGCAAUAAAAAAUGCCUUGUGAUGGACUUGGUUGACUGUAGUUACUAUACCCUUUGGGAAAUGGCCUAGGUUUCCAGGUGGCUGAUACAAGCUGUCAGAAUGAUCUACCAGAAACACUCAAAUAAAGCUUUAUUUUGUUCACUCUCUU
Messenger RNA from Alexandromys fortis (reed vole), 3669 nucleotides. It is a transcript of the gene Acss1, whose product is annotated as acyl-CoA synthetase short chain family member 1. NCBI's taxonomy places the organism in Eukaryota, Metazoa, Chordata, Mammalia, Rodentia, Cricetidae. Gene Ontology annotation, molecular function: AMP binding; acetyl-CoA synthetase activity. Gene Ontology annotation, cellular component: mitochondrion. The transcript has 14 exons. The coding region runs from base 49 to 2097 and encodes 682 amino acids. The record is from RefSeq and is a predicted model, not a curated record.